AAGACACAAGGCAAGGGAGAAAAAAGGGCACCAAGAAAAGAAAAAAAUGAAAUCGGAAACAUGGGCCACAAUACUUAUUGUGUCACAAGUCUAGUCCAAACCUAUAUGAUGGGCCUCCUCAAGAGUGCUUUUGCUUAUUAGCCCAAAAUUAUCAACAAACUAAAAGAGAGGGCUAGCUUCUAGUGCGGUCUAACCGGAAAGUUUGAGACGCCUGACCGAUCGCAAAUCUCCGACGAGUGACGAAGACCGCCAGGUGAGGCGAAUUAAACCUUUAUUUCUGAGUUCCAAUGAUCCAAAAUUCUGUAAAUGCGAAUUCCCCUUUUGUCUUAGAAUUUGAUUUGCAGAAAAUGGCAUGUUAGGUCACGUUGUUGGGCAUUUCAGUAGUUAAAAAUAGUGAAGCACUCAACCUGUUUGUAAAAUUGUCUGAGUAGGGAUAUUAACUGGGAUAGUUUCCCUGUUUUUCCUUUUUUUCUCUUCAUUCAGGUGAUAGAAAGGAUAAUUUGAAGAUGGCAUCGUAUUUGUGGAGAAAAUAUGCAGAUCAUUUGUGGCACAAAUGGGAAAAGACUAUCCUCUGGGACAUGCUUGAGCCUUAUAGGCGUCCUAAGACCUUCACCCCCCUAGUUGUAAUCUAUGUCUCUGCUUUUUACACCGGAGUAAUUGGAGCAGCUAUCACGGAACAACUCUAUAAGGAGAAAUAUUGGGAAGAUCACCCAGGAGAAGCAGUGCCCCUGAUGAAACCCAAGUUUUAUGGAGGUCCUUGGAGGGUAAUGAGGGGCGAAGUCCCAGGAUUUAUCAAGAAGGAAUAAAGCAGUCGCAUCAACCCUCGGCUGGAAGUUUUCUGUACAUUGUUACCUUCCAAAUGUAGUGCGUGGUAGAAAUUUAUGAAAUCAUAUCACUUAUGUGUUCAUGUCCGAUGUUACAAUCUUGUACUCUUGUCAUGAAUUUGUUGAGUUGGCAGUGAAACAUCUUCUAAUGUUCUUCGUCAUUCAUUGCCUAUAGAUUGUUGUUUCAUUCAUUUAGUAAUCUUGAACUCGAUCUGCUUCUUGAGCCACUAAGCUUGCACCUUGCUGUAUUUCUUGUAUGGGAAACAUAGGAAUAAUUGGAGGAACAAGAUCAAUUACAAUGAACAACAAAGCAGUGCUCUCGGGGCAAUGGUAUUGGGACACGAUUUUCUUGAAUGAGUUGUAAUUUGUGAAACUAAGUAUAAUACUAUUUCAGUCAUGGAGACGAAAUCAUCACUUAUGUAGUAAGUGGCUUUUGAUCUCGACUCCAUACAGGAAUGCAAUCAGUGACGGUGGUGCACA
Oldenlandia corymbosa var. corymbosa is the source of this 1304-nucleotide messenger RNA. The record is from the annotation of a GenBank genome assembly. NCBI's taxonomy places the organism in Eukaryota, Viridiplantae, Streptophyta, Magnoliopsida, Gentianales, Rubiaceae.